ACAGUUGCAACAAUAGACUUACACUGUUCGUCGACGUAUUCGGAUUGGUCAUAACAUAUUUUCAUUGUUAAGAAAAGCACGUUUGGAACACUAAUAAUUUGAGACUUGUCUUUCAACUCAUAUUUUCAUAGAAUAAAAUUCAUUCGUCUCGCUAUUUGUACAGUUGUUUUAAGCAUACAAGUCAUAUUUAAAUGAAUAUUAAUUGCACAUGUUUUCAGUGUUCUUCCAACUGUUGGUGUAACGAAAUUAUAUCGGUCUAAGAUAAUGGCAUUCACGAUAAUAUUAAUUACGACUUUUAUAGCUGCUUCAACUAACGCUGGUUUUGUAUGGCAGAAUGAUGACAAUUUUCCGGGAAAACCCAAUAUGAAGUUCUUUAACAAUAAUUUUCCGAAAUUUCCAACAUUUCCAACAUUUCCCACCUUCACUUUCCCUACCUUCCCGACAAUUCCCCCAAUUGUUGUACUAACUCCCGAAGACAUUGCUAAGAACAAGGGGCCCAAUUACAAUGGGGUAUCAGUUAGCUCGUUCAUCUCCACUUCCCUGGAUAAAGAUGGAAAAGUGAUCCGCAAUAAUGAUGCAACCAUAAUAACCAAUGAAGGUGGAGUGGUUAAAAAAUAUUCAUUUGGAGACAAUCCUUCAAAGCAACCACAAACAUUAAUUUCAAAGGAACCAAUAUGGCAACCUAUUAUACCGAUUUUACCACUAGACCCUGAAGUUUUAAAGGUCUACAAACCAGAAAAGAACGAACACUUCAUCGGAACAUCAUCCGUUACGUACUCCCAGGUCAAAAACGUCAACGGUGUUAAAACUAACGCUGGAGGUUCUACAAUAAUAACAAAUUUGAACGGCAAUGUUGCAGAGAACAUUGCAGCGUUUAGCGAUAAUGAAGUGUAAAGAUUAGCAAAUAUAAUAUUAUAUAAAAUUCAUUUUAGUAAAUAAAAACAUGAGGCACUUAAAUAUAGAUGACAAAAAGGGCUUAAUCUUUUAAUUCAAUUAUUUUAUGUUAAAUUAAUACUGCAAUUAUAUUUUUAAAUAUAAUUAAGUUUAAUGCAAGUAUCCCAUUAUGAUUUUUUAUGUUAUUUCUUUAUUCUUUUAUAUCUUUAAUAAAAUAAAUGUGUUCCUAAAAUUUA
Molecule: messenger RNA, 1130 nt
Organism: Nymphalis io (European peacock)
Lineage: Eukaryota; Metazoa; Arthropoda; Insecta; Lepidoptera; Nymphalidae
Product: seroin-like
Exons: 7
Coding region: 265-894 (209 amino acids)
Source: RefSeq, a predicted model, not a curated record